AAAAAAUUAAAAUUAUGGCAAAAAGUGGAAUUUUAUUAUUCGGAGCUUCAAUCUUAUUCGUAGCUAUUACAUUCCAGCAAGCUGAAGCUCUUAAAUGUUGGCGAUGCUCAUCAGAUGCCUCCACAUCAGCAUUUUGUGACGAUCCUUUCGAUCCAUCAAUUAUAAAUGAUCAGUCCAUUUUCAGUAAAUUAGGGAUUCACAGGCAAAACAGUACUGAACAACGCAGAUGGGCAUAUGUGGAUUGUAGUUUCCCAACAACAGGCCAAUCACCAUAUGCAUCAUAUGGAUCACAGUCAUCUCGUCCAGUUUGUAAAAAGAUGAAACAAUUAAUUAACGAUAAGGUUGUCAUCUCAAGAUCCUGUUCCUGGGAGGACAUCAAUGCACCAGCUGACAGUUGUAUGAGAACAACAACUCCAUCAUACAUUAAAACAGAAUUCUGUGAAACAUGCGGUCACGAUGGAUGUAAUAGUGCAAAAAAGUUCACUGCAGCAACAGUGCUCGCCCUCAUACCAGCAAUUUUCGCUUUCAUCUUAGCUUUAUAAAUAUUUUGUAAUGAAGACUUUAAAAAAAAAUUAUAGAAUAAAGUGAGGAAAAUAGUCAGUAUUUUCUUCUCUUUAAUUUCUUCUUCUUGUUUUCCUCCU
This is a messenger RNA of Chironomus riparius, 641 nucleotides long. NCBI's taxonomy places the organism in Eukaryota, Metazoa, Arthropoda, Insecta, Diptera, Chironomidae. The record is from the annotation of a GenBank genome assembly.